Populus trichocarpa (black cottonwood) is the source of this 4016-nucleotide messenger RNA. Its product is annotated as translocase of chloroplast 120, chloroplastic. Lineage: Eukaryota; Viridiplantae; Streptophyta; Magnoliopsida; Malpighiales; Salicaceae. Gene Ontology annotation, biological process: protein targeting to chloroplast. Gene Ontology annotation, molecular function: GTPase activity; GTP binding. The coding region runs from base 251 to 3733 and encodes 1160 amino acids. The record is from RefSeq and is a predicted model, not a curated record. Gene Ontology annotation, cellular component: chloroplast outer membrane. The transcript is spliced from 2 exons.
GGUGAAGAAAAGGAUAACAUCCCCGCGCUCCUAUUCUCAACCUGACAACUCUUAUCUCCUUCACUUCUCUUCUACUGCUAAUUAAAAGACACAGCUACUUAGCUUCUAAGCACUUGCUCUUUUAGUACAAGAAUACACACUGUCUUGAAAUCCUAUGUUAAAAGAAACAAAGAAAAGUUUUGUUCUCUUCCUUUAAGGACUUGGAACUUUCCUUAUACACAGCAUCCAACGCAGGUAAAGAUUGUUGAAAAUGGAAAAUGGAAUUGAUAGAGUUGUCGAUGCGACGCAAUUAGAAAACAACAUCAAUGUUAACACUGAAGUUUCUAGGGAUAAGGUGGAGGAUAAAUAUGAGGUUUUGGGUGGCGCGGUGGAGGGAACAAAUGAGUUGUUGGGGGAUAAGGUAGAGGAGAAGGUUGCGGUGGCGUCCAGUGAAUCGAAGGAUUUGGAAGAUGAGGUUUUUGUGGAGGCACUUGAGUCAACCGAGAAAUUGCAUGAAGAGGGAGUGAAGUUUGAGUCAGAUGGUGGUGUUGAGAGUGUUGGUGACUCGAGUUUGGUGGUUGGGAAUGCAAAUUUGGAUGUGGGAAAUGAAAUGGAGAAAUUUGAGGCACAUGAGUCAGAAGGUGGUGAUUCUGGUUCAGUAGUUGUCAUUGAGAAAUCAGAUGUAGGAAGUAUGAUGGACAAAUUUGAAGAGCCGGUUUUUGUUCCUGCUGAGCCUGGGAAUCCCGAGGGGUUGACUGAGGUGGUUGGUGAAGAGAAGGUGGUGGAUUCGGUAGGUGGAGAGAGUGUCCGUAAGAUUGACGAGGGAGGGACUGUUGUGGAAGUGGAGGGCAGUGUGUUGAAUGGAGGGGAGGUUGUUUCAGUUGAGCUUCAAGACAGAAAAGGUGAAGGACUUCAUGAGAAUCCGGUGAAAGUUGAUACAGAAGACCAGGAUGACAAAAGUGGGGAAUUGAUAGGGGAUUCAGCUGGCCUUGAUUCGGAGGAUGGGAUUCACAAGGGUGGGCAUCCAAAGGGCAUUUCAGCAACUGUUGAUACAGAACACGGAGAUACCAGCAAUGGAGACUUGAAAGAUACUAUAGCUUCAGUGGAUCCAGAGCAUCAUGAGGAAACUCCUGAACUGACAGCUGCUUCAGCUGUCCCACAUACAGCCCUGGAAGAAUCAACGGUGGUAGCGGAAACCGGAAGCUUAAAUUCUUUAGAUAAGUUUGUGAAUGAGAAAAAUGAAGACAUUCAGGCAGAUACUGCUAAUUUGAGAGCAGAGGAUAACAAGGAUUCUGAACCAGAGCAUGCUGCUGAAAAAGGUAAUGAUGCUGGCCAGAACAAUAUUGUGUCUGGGCACCCUGAAAGGAUUGCAGAAACAUAUCCAGAGAAGCAAAACACUCCAGUAAAUAAAGAAGGUGAAAGGCACCCUGAACCUAAGCUUGCCUCUUUAUCUGGAAAAUCUUUGCGUCCUCCCUCCCUUUCCCAUCCAGCUGGCCUUGGGCGUGCUGCCCCACUCCUGGAACCUGCAACUAGGGCAAUGCAGCAGUUGCGUGCUAAUGGAGCCAUGUCUCAUAUGCGCCCUCAACAGCUUGAUGACCCUACUGAUGGGGAGUCAGAGGAGCACGAUGAGACUCAUGAAAAACUCAAGAUGAUUAGGGUGAAAUUUUUGCGUCUAGUGCAUAGGCUUGGAUUGGCUCCCAAUGAAACUGUUGUGGCACAGGUUUUAUACAGAUUGGGAAUCGUUGAGCAGCUGCGAGGGAGAAAUCGGGGUCGCAUUGGCACCUUAAGUUUUGAUCCUGCAAGUGCCAUGGCAGGACAGCUUGAGGCAGAUGGGCAGGAACCCCUUGAUUUCUCCUGCACAAUUAUGGUUCUUGGAAAGACUGGGGUUGGAAAAAGUGCCACUAUCAAUUCAAUAUUUGAUGAAGCAAAGCUCCCCACCAAUGCUUUUCAAUCUGGUACAAAAAUGGUUCAGGAUGUUGUGGGAACUGUUCAGGGGAUCAAGUUACGGGUCAUUGACACACCAGGCCUCCUUCCUUCCGGGUCUGACCAGCGACAGAAUGAGAAAAUCCUUCUCUCAGUGAAAAACUUUAUCAAGAAAACUCCUCCAGAUAUUGUGUUGUAUUUUGAUAGGUUGGACAUGCAGAGCAAGGAUUUUGGUGAUCUGCCCCUGUUGCGAACCGUCACCAAGAUAUUCGGUCCAUCUAUAUGGCAAAAUGCAAUUGUUGUCCUCAGUCAUGCUGCUUCUGCUCCACCUGAUAGUCCACAAGGUACCGUUUCAAGUUAUGAAAUGUUUGUAACUCAACGUUCUCAUGUUGUUCAACAAACAAUUCGUCAGGCAGCAGGUGAUAUGUGGCUUGUAAAUCCCGUUUCAUUAGUUGAGAAUCACUCUGCGUGUAGAAGAAAUAGGGCAGGGCAUAGAGUGUUGCCUAAUGGUCAGGUUUGGAAGCCUCAAUUGUUGCUACUUUCCUUUGCAUCAAAAAUCCUCGCUGAAGCAAACGCUAUAUUGAAGGUGCAAGAUGGUCCACCUAGGAAGCAAUUUGCAACUCGGUCAAGAGCUCCUCCUUUACCAUACCUGCUGUCAUCUCUUCUCCGGUCAAGACCACAAGUUAAGCUACCUGAGGAACAGUUUGGUGAUGAGGAUGGUUUAGAUGAUGAUUUGGACGAGUCAUUGGAUUCUGAGGAUGAGUCUGAAUAUGAUGAUUUACCACCAUUUAAAAGUUUAACAAAAGCCCAGGUGGCAAAGCUUACUAAAGCUCAGAAGAAUGCAUAUUUUGAUGAGUUAGAGUACAGGGAGAAACUUUUUAUGAAGAAACAGUUGAAGGAAGAGAAAAGGCAACAAAGGAUGAUGAAGAAAACUGCAGUGGCAACCAAUCCUCUGCCUGGUGACUACAGUGAAAAUGCAGAAGAAGAAAGUGAAGGGCCUGCAUCUGUGCCCGUUCCCAUGCCAGAUUUAUCCUUACCUGCUUCUUUUGACUCUGAUAAUCCUUCCCACCGGUACCGUUAUCUUGAUAACUCCAAUCAGUGGCUUGUAAGGCCAGUUCUUGAUACACAUGGUUGGGAUCAUGAUGUUGGCUAUGAAGGUAUAAAUGUGGAGAGAUUAUUUGUAGUUAAAGACAAGAUUCCUGUAUCCUUUUCUGGCCAGGUAACGAAGGACAAGAAGGAUGCCAAUGUUCAAAUGGAAUUAGCAAGUUCUAUAAAGCAUGGGGAAGGGAAAUCAACUUCACUAGGUUUUGAUAUGCAGACUUUAGGGAAGGACUUGGGCUAUACUUUACACAGUGAGACAAGGUUCAUUAAUUUCAGGAAGAACAAGGCAACUGCUGGUCUUUCGGUUACUCUAUUGGGUGAUGCCUUAUCAGCUGGAGUGAAAGUUGAGGACAAGUUGAUUGCUAAUAAGCGGUUCCAAAUGGUCAUGUCUGGUGGUGCAAUGACUGGUCGUGGUGAUGUAGCAUAUGGUGGUAGUCUGGAGGCCCAACUGAGAGAUGAAGAUUAUCCCCUGGGUCGUUCGCUAUCCACUCUUGGACUCUCUGUUGUAGAUUGGCAUGGAGUUCUAGCAAUUGGUUGCAAUAUACAAUCUCAGGUUCCUAUUGGAAGGUCUACAAACUUGAUUGCCCGUGCCAAUUUGAAUAACAAGGGUGCAGGACAACUCAGUAUUCGCAUAAAUAGUUCAGAACACCUCCAAAUAGCUUUGGCAGGUCUCAUUCCUCUAUUGAGGAAGCUUUUUGAUUAUCAUGAAGAAAUGCAGCUUGGACAAUGAAGAAAACUGGGCACUUCUUUUCCUGCAGUAGCCAAGCUGUGACAGGAAACGCCUUAGUUCGCUACGUUGGGAUGGUCAUUUAUAAGAAUGAGCAAACCUAAGCUUUUCUUUUUGUACUCUCCUUUUUCUGCCGUUGUAUUUCAACAUCGCGUUACCUUGAUAACAUUCAUUGUAGCAGUUUUGUUAGAUAUUUUCAUACGGUGAUUUUUGUUCCCUCUACACCACCGAGCCAAACAAUGUUUCUUGUUCACUCGUGCCUCUGUCAAGCUAUUUAUUCCUUCUA